AUGGUUCGGCCAGAGAACUGCACCUCGCAGAAAACUAGAGGCAUAAAACAAGGCUGCCCUCUGAGCCCACAACUGUUUAUUCUCUUGUUGCAUCAUGUGCUGCAAUCGGUCCACGAAUUUAUUCCGGAAUUGAAGUUAGCUCACGUAGGCACAAUACAACUUCCCUGCAUAUUGGGAUAUGCCGACGACCUGCUGUUCAUCUGCGAAGAAGAGGAUGACGUGGCAAGAUUGCUUGAUGUGAUUGAACCACUGUUGAAUUCAAUAGGGCUUGAAAUAAACACGCACAAAACCAAAGUACUGAUACGUGACCCUUUCGCGACAAAUAAUACGACACACCAAUCAACGAUGUGUAUAGGCAAAUACACACUGCCUCUGGUCACCAUACUGCGAUAUCUAGGCGCUUUUAUCACGAGUAGCCUCACACGAAAGGCAACAACGGCCGAACGCAUUAAAAAAGCUUACAAAGCCUUCUACUCGCUUCGUGUGUUUUUAAAAGAUCAUCCAUUGGAUUGGGAAACCAUUAAAAGAUUAUACCAUUGCACGAUCACUCCAGUGGUAACGUAUUCCAUGGAAGUAGCCACGAUCGUGAAAAGCAACAGAAAUUCGCUGAGAAACAUGGAAGACGAAAUGCUGCUGACGUUAAGAAGCUUGAGCAAGGAAGAACUGAUAGUAAGCGAAAACGGACAAAACAACAGACAAAUUCAAAGUAGUUUGGAAAGAUGUGAGGCAACUCAAAGUCAACCAAAUGAAUCGUGGGUUGAGGGAAGCUCUAGAUUAAUGAAAAUGAACCCGGACAAUUUAGAGAUGGAGCAGAAAUCAAAUCAACAGGACAAUAAUGCUCACAUAGCACCUAAUUGGUUGGACGGUCACACGAUAAAUAAUAAUAUCAGAAUAGCGAGAAUCAACUAUUAUGGACACAUACUAAGAAGUGAGAAUACAGGCAUACUGAAAACAGCUCUGGAGUAUAAAAUUAAUGACAAGAAGUAG
Messenger RNA from Wyeomyia smithii (pitcher-plant mosquito), 987 nucleotides. RefSeq lists its product as uncharacterized. Lineage: Eukaryota; Metazoa; Arthropoda; Insecta; Diptera; Culicidae. The transcript has a single exon. The record is from RefSeq and is a predicted model, not a curated record. Bases 1 to 987 code for a protein of 328 amino acids.